Molecule: messenger RNA, 7764 nt
Organism: Oryctolagus cuniculus (rabbit)
Lineage: Eukaryota; Metazoa; Chordata; Mammalia; Lagomorpha; Leporidae
Source: RefSeq, a predicted model, not a curated record
CUUGGCCAGGAGGUCAGUCCCUGGCCCUGGGCCGUGGGCUGCAGUUGCCGGAGCUUUCCUUAGGAUCCCAAGAGCUUUUCCGUGGGUGAGGGGUGAGGGUGCUUUCUCUCCAGCGUGCUCUGCCCCUCUGCAUGGACUUAGCAUGGCCGUCAGAAGUCCCUUGGAGAAAGUGCCUCUGGGGGCUUCCAGAGGAAAAGCAGUGCAUGCCCGGGGCACAGGGGAUGGCGGGAGUUUGGUGAGAGGCCGCGCUGCUGUCCUGAGCCCGGGACAGCUUCAUCCUCCCCCGAGAGGAGGCUGGGGCCCUCCCAAUGCGCCUGGCUCUCAGGGCUUCAGCAGGACCGUCUCCUCGGGUCUCCUGGGAGAAUGUCUUCCUUGGAGGUAAGGAGGUCCCUCCUUUCACGGUGGCCGUCAGCACCUCUGGGUGGAAGUGCAGAGGAGCCUGCAUUAGGAGGUUGGCCUCGCGACCCUGCUGCCUGCCUGCCUCGCCAGGCUGCAGCCGCCCCUCGGGGCCACCAGCAGGUCUGCAGCCUGGCCAGGUCAGGCAGAGCCGAUUCCUGGUGGAGCGAGCCGGAGCAGGCGGUCAGUGCCUCUGAAUCCAGAUGCAGCCUGCAGGCCUGGAGGCAGCCGUAUCCCGCAGGAACUCGGGCAGGGCUGUGUCUCUUGAUAGGCUCUCGGUCUCCGAGAGAUGAGCUUCCCACCUCUCCCCUGGGGGCCACAAGGACUGUGGGCAGCUCAGUGAGGUGUGAGUGACCAUCCCACACCCCAGCGGGGGCGGAGCAGGUCCCCAGCAGCUGAAGCCGGGUUGGGUUGCAGUGGCCCUUCUCUCCAGUGUUGCUGCCUCGCAUCGCUCCACACCCUGUCUUUAAUGGCCACCGUGUUAACCUUUGGUCUGCACGAGUGUCGGACCUGUGCUGCUGAUGAGGGGGCACACGUGGCGGGGAUGGAGGGACCGGUCCCUGUGCACUGUGUUCCCUGUGGAGGUGCGAAGUGGGUGCAGGAAUGUGCCGGGUGCACUUCUCCUCCAGGUAGCCCCUCCCCUCCACUUGUUGACCUACCUCCCCUGGAGCUGAGACCGCCCUGGGGGUGUGAGCCCCCUCCAGGGGGUUCUGCCUUGGCCCAAGGACAGGAUCAUAGCCGGUGUGUUGGGCCAGCUCCCUGAGUCCCCGUCCCAGGGGCAGGCACUGACCAGAGGAGGACCAGGCUAACUCUGCUUGGGGCCUUCACGCUCUUGCCCAGCUUUAUCCGACCCGCCCCGUCGCCUUUGAACACCUGUUCACCUGCCAGACUCUGAGCGAGACCCAGACCCCCCUCAGGGGUUCCCCACCAAGGGGAGGAAGCACCCAGACAAACCAACAAGAUGGGGUUCCAUAAGAAUGGUGGCCCAGAAGAGGCUGGUCGUGGCUGCUCGUUCCAAGAGCGGGGUGGGCUCCACACCGGCCAACCAGAGGCAAAUGCCAGCCCCUGUGGUCGUGCCCCGUCUCAGUGCACGGGGCCGAGCAGGCCGAGGUGGCGCAGGCCAGCGUGCACCUGUGCGCUUGGCAGCAGAACACUUGGCUUGGGUCCCGCAGUGGCUGUUUGUCGUUGCUGCCGCCGGCGGGCCUUCGCGGAGCCUCAAGUGCUGCAUCUGUGCACUGGGCAUGAUGAUGAGCUUGACGUCCCGAGGUCUGGGGGGAUCACACAUUCGCUUGCUCAUCUGCUCAUUCAUUGAGCACACCUGGUGGUUCCGAGAGUGCCUUGCGAUCUCCUGGGUGGGCUGUGACGGUUUGUUCUCAUGUGAAUCCUGGGGUCCCGCAGGGGCGUCUCUCCCAUUGCACCAAACUGAGUUUAGACCUUACUCACUUGCUUUUUACCCUUUUAGCCACUUUUUUUUUUUUUUAAAUUUUGGACCCUUUUUGCUGAAGUUAAAAGAUUCAGAAGGCAGCAACCCCGCCCCAGACCGGGCCCAGGUGUUUUGUGUCGCGUUCCACACUCCCUUUCACAGUCUGCAAGACCCAGAUUCGGGCUUGUGCGUUAGGGCGUGGCCAGGGGCUCUCAUCUUCUGCACCUGCCCUGUGCCCCACCCAGAGGGAGGCCGAGGCUCAGGCUGUGUUGGCUGGGAGGAGGCAGGAGGACGGCUCAGCAGGCACGGUCCACAGCAACAUCUGUUCUCGGUGCCCCCAGGGGGGGUCAGGGAGGCUUCUCGGAGGAGGCGGCGGCAGGGGAGCUGUGCAGGAAGCAGCUUAGAGCCAGGAGAGGGGAGCAGCGACCCCUGGCUGGUGGAAGGGUGCAGGGGAGGGGGGCCCUGUGGUUGGGGCUCAGCGUUGUGGAAAGAGCAUUUAAAGACAGGGGCUGGGGACUAGGCCAGGAAGGGCCCCCUGGUGCCACGCUAAGCGGCUGGGCUCUGCUGUGCGAGCCCUGAGGAGUCCCUGCAGGCCCUGGCUCUGUUAGUUCUUCGCAUGGGAAAGGGCACUUGAGGCACUGGAAGGGGCCAGCCUGCUGGAGCGGGCUGGGGUCCCGGUGACGGGUGCUGAGCCUGAGUGCAGGCAGGAGGGGGAGGGGUGAGGAAGGACAGGGCAGGGGACAUCCAGGCGCCCUGAGCACAGCUGUGGGCUCCCCAGGCGUGUCUGCGAUAAGGCCCCCAAGUAGGGGCUCUGGGCCGCGGGGCCUGCGGGCCCCUCUCCUGCUUGUCUGCAGAGCGUGUGGCCCGGAGCCCCAGGGGUGUCACAGCCUUUGCUGCAGUGGUGUGUCUGAAGUCACCCUCCCCUGGGCUGCCACUGUCUGUCCCCUCUAGCCAGGGCGUGGAGGGAGCUGGAGAAGUCAUGUGAGCGCACCCCAGUGGCUGCUGGUCAGGCCCUGUUGUCAGCCCUAGGGACUGCCUCUUGUCCUCUCCUCUGCCCACUGCCAUCGCCUGCUCUCUGCACCCCCAGCCUUCCCGGGGGAGGUGCCACUGCACCCCACCCCCUCCUGACACUUGGUCUCUGCACCCCCAGCCUUCCUGGGGGAGGUGCCACUGUCCCCCACCCCUUCCUGACACUUGGUCUCUGCACCCCCAGCCUUCCUGGGGGCGGUGCCACUGUCCCCCACCCCUUCCUGACACUUGCUCUGUAUAACCCAGCCUUUCCCACACUGUCCCCCACCCCCUCCUGACACUUGGUCUCUGCACCCCCAGCCUUCCUGGGGGAGGUGCCACUGUCCCACACCCCUCCUGACACUUGCUCUGUAUAACCCAGCCUUUCCCACACUGUCCCCCACCCCCUCCUGACACUUGGUCUCUGCACCCCCAGCCUUCCUGGGGGAAGUGCCACUGUCCCCCACCCCCUCCUGACACUUGGUCUCUGCACCCUCAGCCUUCCUGGGGGAGGUGCCACUGUCCCCCACCCCUUCCUGACACUUGGUCUCUGCACCCCCAGCCUUCCUGGGGGAGGUGCCACCUGCCCCCCUCCCCCACUCCUGACACUUGGCCACUGCUGCUUGCCUGGAGCCUGGGUAGCAUCAUAGCAACUAAAGCUCAGGUUUUCUCAGUCCUACCUGCUCUACCCUCCUGCUUCCUGCCUGAGAUUCCAGGAGCCCCUGCUCUGCUCCAGAAUGACCCCAGUGGGGGAGGAGGAUGGCAGUGGUGGGUGUGCGCCUGUGUCUAGCCCAGCACCCUCUCCCAACAAGGCAGAGGUGGGAAGCUGGUCAGUCUCCCCUGAAGCACCGUGCAGGGUUCUGAGAUGAGGGGUGCCACCGGGUACCACAUCUCGGGGGGGCAAGUGAUUGUGAUUUGCAAAGGAGGGGAGGGACCCGCGGCCAGAGCCUUUCACACAUGGCAGUGUCUGGAAGGCUUGGCUCAGGAGAUGCUGUGUGUUAGUAUCGUCGUCUCCAGGAGCUUUGGCCUGGCAGGAUUUCAAAAGGCGCUGACGGAGGCAUACUCGACUCCUUUCAAGAAUAAAUCUUGCCUUGUGCAAAGCCGGAGCUGGUGUGGGAAGAGAGGCAGGAAGCGGAGUGGCACGGGGUGGGCUCUGGGAACAGGUGUCCUGGGUCUGAGUGCCGGCCCUGGCUUGCCUGACCUUGGGCGGUGAGCUGCACCUGCUCAGUUCUGGCGGCCUCAGCCGGGGUUCUGCCUGGGAGGGUCGCGUGGAGUCGGUGAGGUGAUGCCGGUAAAGGCAUUACCCAUCUUGCCUGUUCAUUAAAGCUGCACGGGCCUUGUAGACGGUGGCACUGAGACAGCGAGCGACAGCCAGCAGCCGCCUUAGCAUAGCGAUUGACUUCAGGCAAGAGUAGGCUGCCGGGCUCACUCCAAGGAGUGGGGGGGCCAGGGGAGGUGGAGGGGGCCCUGGGGACUGUUUCACCUGUGGCACAGCUGUUGCAGGCCCGCCCUGCAGCUUCUCCAUGUUGGCCUCUCUUGCAGGGUUACCCAGUGCAGAACGCAGCCUGUGGGAAACAGAAGUGCCCCAUUCACUCUCCAUUCCCAUCCCAUCCCAAUGCUGAUUUGCUCCCAUUGAAACAGAUGAGGGCCCGAGGCCCUGCCCUGUGUCGAGGUCUACCCAGCCUGGUUUGAUGUGCCGCACGGCCUGGGGUGCAGUGGCACAGCUGCCAGCCUCCCGGGCCUGGUACAGACCGGCAGUGGCCCGAUGCUUUCCAGCUGUGGCCGCCUCCGCUGUCUACCUUACCUUGUGGCUUGGCUGCUAGCCCGCACACGGCUGCUCCAAGUGUCCGGGCCUACCCGCAGCCCUCUCCUGGGUUCAGUCACUCGGCAGACGCUGGGUCACUGCCCGGCUGGCCGUGUGCAUCAGGUGGGAUCCGAGCCCUGGAGGAGCUGUCAGCCUCGGGCAGAGGGAGCCAGUGGAGAGUGGGGCCCAUGGGCAGGGAGGAUGGUGGCCGUGAGGUGCAAGGCGACUCCAGGGCAGGGGGACAGACGCUCAGGCCGUGCAGUGCCCAGUGAGUGUCCUGGCUGGCGGUCAGCUGGGCGAUUUUGUAAGUUUGCAGUGACACAGCUUGCUUGGCAGGGGAAGUGGCUGCUUCUGUGUGGACUCCCAGACCUCGGAAGUGCUUCCCACCCCGGAAGAGGACUUUGGGGGGAGUUUAGAGUCCUCACUGAGGAGCCCCACCCAGCUGCUGUCAGGUACCCAAAGUGAACGCCGCACCCGCUCGUCAAAAUUCUGAGCCGCGAGCCGUUGCCCACUUUCCAGUAGGUUCUCGCAGCAGGUGCCGCCUCUCCCGGACUUCUGUCCGAUUUCUCACUGUUGGGAUCCCAGCCGUAGAACUUGAACCCUUCUCUGGACAGACCUGGAGAUGCCUCUUCCUAGAGUGACCACCUGGGGGCAGGGAGCACCUGCUGGGAGGUCCUCUAGCUGACUCCCACAGGUCUGCAAGGCCUGGCUUGGUUAAAUGCAGCCUUUGCUGGCCGGAGGGCCUGUGCCCAGCUCUGCAAGAGUGGAAUUUGAGAUGUUGCUGCCUCGCAGGAGCAGGCUUCUGAUGUUUCCUGUCCGUGUCUUCUUGGUCAUUUUCAAAAUGAUAUUCAGAAGCACAGAGCCCUGGGCAUCCGGGCCAGGCCAGGCCUCAGGCUGGGGCCUGGAGCACUGAGAAUGGCUCUGGUAUGGCCCCCAGCCUGGAGUCCAUCACAGUCCCCCUGGGUGAUUGAUGGGGAGGUGGACAGUUCUAGUUGUCCCAGGAUCACGGGGCCACCAGAGGCGGUGGAGACACCGAGGGAGUCUGUGCCAGUGGGUGAUGGUAGUCAGGGACGGCUUCCCGGGGAGGUGAUGUCUGAGCUGAGCCUUAGAAGAUACACAGAGAUUUUCUGGAUGAAGAAGGGGAAGGCUUGGGAGCGACCUGUGCAAAGGCACUGAGGCAGAUGUGUUGUGGUUACUGGUGGCUCUGCUGGACUGCGAGGUAGGGGUGUGUGUGUGUGUGUGUGUGUGUGAGCGAGAGAGAGAGAGAGAGACUCUCAAGGGAAGACGAGGCCAGAAAGGCCAGAUCGUGAAGGGGGCCUUGGAUGUCAUGCUAAGGAGCUUGGAGCUGAUCCCUAAAGCCGCCGGAGCUUCUGAAAGGGGUUUUAUGCAGAGAGCCCCGUGAUGAGGUUUGGAGCGUUGGAGGCUCGCCCUGGCAGCCUGUGGAAGAAGGAUUGGAGGGGCCGGGGCUGGAGGCAGAGGGAUCAGGCAGGAUUUCGUGGGAUUUUCUCUGUGGUUGUACAAAUCGGAUGAGGCUAGCUGGGGUGGGCCUGGCACACACACACACACACACACACACACGCUCACACAUGCACACACCCCCCAGCUUAGAUAAUAACAGCUCCGAGGCCCAUGUGAAUGCACUUCCUGCCUCGGGGGCUAAUUCCACUGUCUUUCCUGGUGUCCAGCCAGCCUGGCCACCCCCACUCCCCUCGCCUCUCUGUGGGCCAGCCCUGUGCCCAUGGCCCUGCCCUCCCUGAAGGCCCGGAACCUGGGGCCCCUCAGCCUGCAGUCAGGGAGGGCCGGGCUAGGUCUGGGCCCCUUCGGGCCUUCAGCCUCAGCUGGGGGUGGGAGCCUGGAACGCCAGCCCCAGGAGCCCAAACAUUGUCUUUCCUGUCACACCGGCCAUCUGUCCCUGUGCACAGAGCGGCCAUUGAGCGGCCGCGCGGGCCUGGCGGGGGUCCCAGCCCCGUUUGUUACGGGGCAGUGGCUUAGUCACGCUUCUGUGAGCCUUUCUUCUGGGACAAGCCUGCCCUUGUGCUGGGGGCCGCCUGGCACAGCAGCCCAGCCCGCGGCAGCUGCAGGCCCCCGCGCCAAACCCAACAGCGCACUUCAGAGACGCCGCCGGUGGGAACCACAGCCCGCCGUCCUGGGGUGGAACCACAGCCCGCCGUCCUGGGGUGGAGGCGCCCACGGGGGCUUCUCGGGGACCCUCCUGCCCUCUCCUGUCCCUCUGGCUAGGGCAGGGGUGGGGGCACAGGGACUUAGCCCACUCCCUCCCCCGGGUCUCCUUCUGUGUGAGAGCCGGCCACCAGCCUCUGCGGAGGCACCUUCCAGAACACAGCUCGUGGCCCCAGGGCAUCCUGGGAGUCUGCUGGUUGUACACACAUGGGACACCUGGGCUAGGUGCACCUAGCUGUGGCGAUGUCUCACGCUGAGAGCACAGGCUCGGGCCAGUGUUGUGGCACAGCGGGUUAGGUGGCUGCCUGCAACACUCUCAUUCCCUGUGGGCAUCAGUUCAAAUCCCAGCUAUUCCACUUUCUAUCCAGCUCCCUACUAAUGCUCCUGGGAGAGCAGCAGAAGAUGGCCCAAGUGCUUGGGUCCCUGGCACUCAUGUGGGAGACUGGAUGGAGUUUCGGGCUCCUGGCUUCGGCCUGGCCCAGCCAGUGCGCUCAUUUGUGUAGCGAACCAGCAGAUGGAAGCUCUCUCCCCCCCGCCCCUCCCCCCAUCUGUCCUCUCUCUUUGUAACUCUGCGACUUUGGAAAAAUGGCUUCCCUCCUCAUCUGUCCAAUGGGGGUGAUGAUAAAAGCUCCCGCCCCGGAUGCGUGUGGCUGACGAGUAAGACGUGUGCCCAGCACACGCUAAGCACGGUGCACGGCAGCUGCUGCCCAGGGCUGCUGCUGUCACCCCUGGGCCUCCGCUGUCACUCAGGGAGCGAGGGCUGUGGUCCCCCUUCACAGAUGGAAUGCUGGCACCCAACGGGGUUCAGCCACUUGCCCUGUGUCACAGAGCUGGGAUUUGAACCGUGCAACAUGGCUGCCCUUUGAUACAUCUAGCACGGCGUGGGUUGGGGGGGUCCUGCUCAGGGGUGGGGUGCUAGAGCAGACUUUCACGUUGUGUCUAAGUUUCUCUUUCU